AUGCCUCAGAAAGCCUACAGCAGCGACGGGGUAUCGCGGCGUUCAGCUUUCGAAAUUCUCUUGGAAAAUAAGAAGAGAAGAAGCGAUCACAGAGGCGCAGCAGGAGAUGGAAUGCAACGAGGCUUUAGUGCUGUUCAAUUGCAUAACUCAGAUGUAUGCUCGCAGUUUUCAUCGAGACUUCCGGAUCGAAUUCCGGCAUCGUGUGUGCUGCUUCGGCAAUCCCAAGAAAUGCUCUCGAAAAGGAAACGCGAAGCACUCAGCAAGAGCCAAACUGAAGAUGAGGAUGAUCAAGAAUUAUCGAAAGAUGAAACCAUAAUGAAGGAAAAUCGUGUGCUGGGCAGUAGUUUAACCACAGUGCAAAUGAAUAGGUCAGAUAUUGAGUGCAGCACAAGUAUGUCAGAAACGACAAGAUUCGGAACGAUGAAUGAAAGCAGCGAUGCAUCGUUAGCGAAUGCGAUUUUAACGAGCCGAGACAUUCGUGUGAAACGUGCGAUCAACUAUGAUGAAUUGCACGACGCAAAUGAUAAUGAGGCUGGAACGAUUGAGGUGAUUCUAUGGUUUUGUUCGAUUGAGUUGAUUUGA
This is a messenger RNA of Anisakis simplex (herring worm), 582 nucleotides long. Lineage: Eukaryota; Metazoa; Nematoda; Chromadorea; Rhabditida; Anisakidae. The record is from the annotation of a GenBank genome assembly.